This is a messenger RNA of Loxodonta africana (African savanna elephant), 1921 nucleotides long. It is a transcript of the gene LRRIQ3, whose product is annotated as leucine rich repeats and IQ motif containing 3. Lineage: Eukaryota; Metazoa; Chordata; Mammalia; Proboscidea; Elephantidae. The coding region runs from base 44 to 1921 and encodes 625 amino acids. The record is from RefSeq and is a predicted model, not a curated record. The transcript has 7 exons. Gene Ontology annotation, molecular function: protein binding.
UUGAAAAAAAUAACUUUUUCAUGGAAUUUUCCAUUUUUCAUAGAUGUUUCAUGGAACAAUUACAAAAGAGCUAACCAUCCAUGAAGAAUGGAGUCACUACAACGAAAGCAUGAUAGAAGAUCAAAAAGACUUUGUUUUUGUGAAGUUCAAUGGCCUUCUUUUAAAAUCCAUGGAAAAUUUACAAUCCUGUAUCUCUCUUAGAGUAUGCAUCUUCUCAAACAAUUUUAUUACAGAUAUACAGCCGCUUGAAAAUUGUUUAAAAUUAAUCAAACUUGAUCUCCAUGGAAAUCAGAUAAAGAAUCUACCAGGAACCAAAUUUUGGAUUGGAUUGAAGAACCUAAAACUCCUCUAUCUCCAUGACAAUGCAUUUGUGAAGUUAAAGAAUAUAAGCGUGCUAUCUGCUUGUUCUAAUCUCAUUGCCCUCACUUUGUUUGAUUGUCCAGUAAGCCUUAAAAAAGGAUAUAGACAUGUCCUUGUUAAUAGUAUAUGGUCUCUCAAGGCACUGGAUCAUCAUGUGGUUUCUGAUGAAGAAAUAAUUCAGAACUGGCAUCUUCCUGAAAGAUUCAGAACAUGUAACCACCGACUUUUCUUGAAUUUCUGCCCUGCUUUGAGAAAGGGAACAACCUAUGAGGAUGAAAUUAAUAAUAUUAAACAUAUUAUUUCAAAUAUUAAUGAAAUCCUGGCUCAUAAUUCACCAGUUUUGAUUAUUCAAAGAUGGAUACGUGGCUUCUUAGUUAGGAAGAAAUUGAGCCACUUGUUUUUGUGUAAAAAAUAUCAGGGAAAACUUACUAGGAGUUGUGACACAAAAUGGAUUUAUAUAUACAAAGAAUAUGAAGAUAACCUCCUUAAAGAUCUCUUUUUUAAACCUGAACCUGAUAUAAGAGAAACAUUUACACAUUGGAAAUAUAAUAUACAUUCGCCAGUUAAUUUUAAAAGUUUUCGUGAACAGAGAAAGUAUAUUUCCUCUAUUUUAUCUGAAUUAAAAACAAAAGAUACUGGCAUAAAAUCAAAAAAAUCAAGAUAUCUAAUUCAAAAAGGUCAGAAGGAAUCUGAAGAUGAAAUUGAGGAUGAAGAACUGGAUGCCAGUUUUAAGAUAACAGUGUCCAAACUACCAAUAUGUACUUCAGAGUCAUGGAAGGAUGCUGCAGUAUUGAAAGAGCGAAAACAAGAAACUUUUCCUACAUAUGUCCAGCCAUUUUCUGCCAUUCAUCAAAAACCAAUAAUUAAAAGUGACACAGAGUCGGAGAGGAAUGUAAGAAAAGAGUUUUUUAUAACACAGAGAAGUGGUAUAAAACUCCAAGCACUCUGUGAUAUUGAUAAGUAUUACUCAGAACAAAAGAAAUAUGAAAGCCAUAAAAAAAAGUUAACGGCUGUAACCAGGGCACAAGUUGCCAAAGGAAUAGUUAGGCGAACCAUUAAUGAAACUCUAUCUAAGAAAAAAUGUGCUGCACAACAACGAGAUUAUAAAGAUACUGAGAUGAUUCAGAAGGGUUUACACCAUCGUUGGCAGAACAGAUAUGACUACAUUGAAAAAGUUAGAGAGAGGAGGACUCAGUUUCUAGAAGUAAAGAAACAAAAAGCUGCAGACCGUUUAUUAAUUCAGGAAUUAAGUAAUGAGCACACUCUUUUCACCCAAGGAAUAAUUAAAGCUGACAAAUUGAGAAAGGAUGCAGCUGUUUUAAGAGAGAAACACUACAUUGUUCAGCAAAAACUAAACAUGGAAAAAUAUCAAAAAGAAUUACUUAAACAAACGAAGGAAAUUAGGGCUCAGGAAAUACAUAGAAAACACUGUGAAGAAAAAUUUGUGUGUGAUAUGAUCAGCUUUCAAAAGGCCUGUGAAAGAUUUCAAGAAGCAAAAACAAGAGCUGCAGUCAUAAAAACAAAUCGUGUCUUCAAAUUUCCCGGAGAAAUGAUAGAAUGA